UGUCGACGUAAAAUGUUAAGAAGGCAGUUAAGGCUCCGGAAAGAAUAUCUUUAUAAGAAAGCUAUAGAAUACGAUAAAAAGCAAAGAAAAAAGAAAAAAGAAAUUUUAUUGAAAGCAAUAAAAGAUGAAAAAGCAAUUCCCCCUGAAAUUAGAAAGGAAGAAGCUGAAUUAAGGCACGAGAUUGAACUAGAAGAUGAGAAUACGUCAAAACUAAAGGACCACAUCGAUGAUGAAUACGCUUUUGCAGGCGUUAAAGAUCCCCGAAUCGUCAUCACUACGGCCAGAGAUCCAUCAUCUCGUCUAGCCCAGUUUGCUAAGGAAGUAAAGCUUAUAUUUCCUAAUUCUCAACGGGUGAACAGAGGAAAUUAUGUUUUAAAAGACUUGGUAAAUGUUUGCAAGAGUAACGAGGUUUCUGAUCUUUUAGUGCUACACGAACACCGAGGGGAACCUGACGGCUUGGCCGUAUGCCAUCUGCCGUACGGACCCACCGCCUACUUUACGCUUUCGAACGUCGUUAUGCGCCACGAUGUGCGCGAGUUGACUUCAAAGAUAUCAGAGGCGUACCCUCACUUAAUAUUCGAAAAUUUUCAGACUUCUCUUGGUAAAAGAGUCGUCAAUAUAUUUAAAUAUUUGUUCCCCGUACCAAAUAAUUCCAAAAGGAUAGUGACUUUCUCUAAUAGUGAUGAUAUUAUUUCUUUUAGGCAUCACAUCUACUCUAAAAACGGCCAUGGAGGUGUUGAUAUAAAGGAAGUCGGCCCUCGAAUGGAAUUAAAACUGUACCAAAUAAGGCUAGGUACCAUUGACCAAACCGAAGCAGACGUCGAAUGGGUAGCUCGCCCGUACAUGACAACAACAAAGAAACGUUCUUUUUUAUAA
Molecule: messenger RNA, 876 nt
Organism: Zophobas morio
Lineage: Eukaryota; Metazoa; Arthropoda; Insecta; Coleoptera; Tenebrionidae
Product: U3 small nucleolar ribonucleoprotein protein IMP4-like
Exons: 9
Coding region: 13-876 (287 amino acids)
Biological process (GO): rRNA processing
Cellular component (GO): small-subunit processome; Mpp10 complex; nucleolus
Molecular function (GO): rRNA primary transcript binding; snoRNA binding
Source: RefSeq, a predicted model, not a curated record